UUUGUCUGAUUAUGGAGACCCUGGAAGAAGCUGAAGUCUGCUUUCCACAGCUAUUCAACAUCUCCUGCAGGAAGCCAGUGCAGCAACAUGCAGAGACCAUAUACCUUUACAUCCUGCUCUAUUGCAUCUCUUUGCUCACUGUGGUUCUCAACUUGCUGGUCAUCAUCUCUAUCUUCCACUUCAGGCAACUCCACACACCCACCAACCUCCUCCUCCUCUCGCUGGCUGUCUCAGACUUCCUCGUUGGCCUCCUGUUGAUGCCGAUUCAAAUCCUCUUGAUAGGGGGAUGCUGGUUUUGGGGGAGCUUGAUAUGUGGACUGUUUUACUAUGCCUCUUUUAUCCUUACCUCUGCCUCAGUAGGAAACAUGGUGCUCAUAUCAGUCGAUCGAUACGUAGCCAUUUGUGACCCUUUAUGUUAUCCCACUAAAGUCACUCAGAAAAGAAUUAAAAUCUGUGUUUGUUUGUGCUGGGGCUGUUCUGUGUUCUAUAAUGGUGUGAUACUGAUGGACUUCCUGACACAACCAGAUAAAUAUAAUUCCUGUUACGGAGAGUGUGUAGUUGUUAUUAAUUUCAUAACUGGAGCUGUUGAUGUCAUGUUGACCUUUGUUGGCCCCAUUGCUGUCAUCAUAAUUCUGUACAUGAGAGUAUUUGUGGUGGCUGUGUCUCAGGCUCGAGCCAUGAGGUCUCAUGUUGCAGGAGUUACACUGCAGGGUUCAGUUAGUGUGACUGCUAAGAAGUCUGAGAGAAAAGCAGCCAAAACUCUUGGUAUUAUUGUUGUUGUAUUUCUGAUAUGCUUCUGUCCUUAUUUUUAUCCGUCUAUUGCAGGCCAGGACUUCACAAGCAGUGUGGCAUUUUCAGUUUUUGGGGUCUGGCUACUUUAUUGUAACUCCUGUCUCAAUCCAGUGGUCUAUGCUUUUUUCUACCCCUGGUUUAGGAGAUCUGUGAAACUCAUUGUUACACUUCAGAUUCUGGAGCCUGACUCCUGUGACACCAAGAUAUUGUAGACAUGUCAAUUUAGUGCUUAAGGAACAAAGGACAACAAGCAAACUUGGCAAAAAUGUAUGCUCUUUAUUAAGCUGUGUUUUAGUACAGAACCUUGGUCAGAAUAUUUCAGAAGGUAAGAAAAAAAGAACAGAUUCUACGAGCACAUUCUUAUCAACAUGUUUUUCAUGACCAUCAGUUUUUCAUGAAAGCAAAAACAUUGUUCAUGGGUUUGGAUCACAAAAUUCAACAACUACACAUGGCCUGGAAAAGAAAAAAUAUUAAUUUAAAUAAAAAUAAAAUACCCUGAACUUGUUUGUCUGUGAUAACCGGUAUGUAUGUAUGAGUAUGUGACCCUACAUGAAUAAAAGUUGAACUGUUUUCUCUUCCUGUCGGUGGAUUUGCCUGCAGAGUUUUCAAAUAUAUACAACCUCUCUGCUCGUCAUAGCCGCUUUUGUUGAUGCUGCAUAACAUAAAACAGGAGGUGCUUUGCUAAUCCUCUUUUACAUAUACUGUAUUCAAUGACAAACAGUGGAAAGACAAUGUAUUUCAUGGCCUCUAAUCAAUUUCAAUUCAAUUCAGUUUAUUUAUAUAGCGCCAAUUCACAACAAAAGUUAUCUCAUGACACACUCUCUAUCAAGUGUUGUCUGAAAGAAACCUAUACUUUGUAACAAAGGAAAAUGAAAGGCAAUGUGAUCCCAGUUUGAUUUUACACACACAAAUUCUUUUGC
This is a messenger RNA of Scatophagus argus, 1712 nucleotides long. RefSeq names its product trace amine-associated receptor 13c-like. The record is from RefSeq and is a predicted model, not a curated record. Gene Ontology annotation, biological process: G protein-coupled receptor signaling pathway. Gene Ontology annotation, molecular function: trace-amine receptor activity. The transcript is spliced from 2 exons. Gene Ontology annotation, cellular component: membrane. Bases 12 to 1004 code for a protein of 330 amino acids. NCBI's taxonomy places the organism in Eukaryota, Metazoa, Chordata, Actinopteri, Scatophagidae.